AUGAACAAUAACUGUUCCCCCCUAGCCGAACCGUUUGCGAAAACUGUGCGCAGAAAGCUGAACAUUUCAGGUGGUAGCAGACGAGCUAGCAAGGCGGUAGAGCUGGCAGUGGAGCGUUCGUCUGGGAAGCGACGCGAUAUUUAUCGCGGAUUGCCAUGGCAACGUCUUGGCGUUUGCUGCUCAAUCGGACGCUGCCCGCUACACGUGGCUGCCACGUGCUCGCAG
This is a messenger RNA of Closterium sp. Yama58-4, 225 nucleotides long. Lineage: Eukaryota; Viridiplantae; Streptophyta; Zygnematophyceae; Desmidiales; Closteriaceae. The record is from the annotation of a GenBank genome assembly.